UUUGCGCGGCCGGGGAGGAGGCUCGGCGCCCCCCUUCUCCGCCCCGCGAGGGGAGUUCCUCCUUCGCUUUUUUUGCGGAUUGUUGUUAUUUGGUUUGACGCGCCUGCCUUGCCCGCGGCGGCUGCUGCCUGGUGCGCUGCGUGGCCUCCUCUCGCCGCCGCCGCCAGCGAUGCGCCCGGGCCGAGAGGCGUCUGGGCUCUGAGGUCUUGGCCGGCGGGCGCAGGAGGCGAUUCCCACGGUGCUGCCGGGGACGAUCGCGGCCUCCUGCGGGGACCGAGAGCGGAGGACCAGCAGGAUGUACACGGCCGGCUUGGCCCCCUUUUACGCCUCUAACUUCAGCCUCUGGUCGGCGGCAUAUUGCGCUCCGGCGGGCCCAGGCAGCGGCGGUUGCUUCCCCGUGGACCCGUCGGGGAUCAAGAAGCCUUCCUUCUGCAUCGCGGACAUCUUGCACGCCGCCGCCGCCGCAGGGGAGGCCGGGGUGGAGGGCCUGGCCGGGGGCUCCUCGGCCAGCCUGGCUGCCCACCUCGGCGCCGCCCACGCCCACGCGCAGUUCCACGCCGCGGGAUCCCCGCUCAGGCCCACGCCCGUGGUGGCCCCGGACUCGGCAGUCGCUUUCCCCGCCAGGCUCUCGGCCGCUUACUCGCAUCCUCCGCACCACCGACCUCCCGCCGGAACGUCUCCAGUCCCCGGCAGGGGCCAAAACCACCAGACUCCGCCCGGCUCAGCUCCUGCUCCGUCCAGCAAAGAUUUGAAAUUUGGGAUUGAUCGCAUUUUAUCUGCCGAGUUUGACCCGAAAGUCAAGGAAAGCAACACGCUAAGAGAUCUGACCUCCUUGUUAGCCAGCAGCCGCCAACCCGGGCUUCCCGUCCCCGGCUUGCAGCCUUCGGCCGGCCAGUUCUUCGCGUCUCUCGAGCCCCUGAACGAGGCCUCCGCGGUCUUGGGGCCCUUAAACGCCACCCCCCGGAGCUCAGUGCAGCACCAGUUUCAAGACACUUUCCCAGGUCCCUACGCCGUGCUCACCAAAGAUACGCUGCCGCAGACCUACAAACGGAAGCGCUCCUGGUCCCGAGCGGUUUUCUCCAAUCUCCAAAGGAAAGGGCUGGAGAAGCGCUUCGAAAUUCAGAAAUAUGUCACCAAACCGGACCGGAAGCAACUAGCCGCCAUGUUGGGGCUCACCGACGCACAAGUUAAAGUCUGGUUCCAGAACCGGCGCAUGAAGUGGCGGCACUCCAAGGAGGCGCAGGCACAGAAGGACAAGGAGAAGGAGCCGGCUGAGAAGGUGGCGGGAGGCGCAGUGCCGACAGGCGAGGGCGAGCCGGAGCGCAGCCCCAGCCGCUCGGAAGGCGAGAGCGAGAGCAGCGAGGCCGAGUCCCUGGAGCUGGAGCCCGGCAGCGAUGUGGAACGGACUGAUGCUGGGGCCGUCGCCGAUCAGCCCCUGCAGCGGCACUGCGCCGUCAUCAGCCCGCAGCUGCAGCACCCGGCCGACUGCGAGACUGCCAGUCACCCCGAGACGCUCUCGGCUCCCCCCAGCCUGUAUCAAGGUCAGGAGGCGCCCUUUGGCCUGCGGGACUCGCCCUGACUGCCUGCCUUCUGGACACCGCUGGCCGGGAGCCCCAGCUCCAAGCUUUCGUCCUCCGCCGGGAUUGCGCAGGGGGUGCUUGCCUCCCCGGCUUCCUUGGGUGGAUGUGAUGUUACAGCCUGCCAUAGGUGGGGAGAUGGGAGGCAAAGGUGGAGGAUGUCGGGCGCCUGUGGAGAGGAGACCAGCCCUCGAAUCUCUGCGCGUCAGGCCCUGGCAGUUAGGAAGGAAACAUUCAGAUAGUCCUGGGAAAAGAUGGGCUUCUUACAAACACGCCUUCGGCCUCCCUCUUCUAACUCUUUCAGUCUCCGACUCACCCCAGUUCGAGUCUCCUUCCCAGUUUCUUCACAAUGUGAAGUAUUUUUACCAACCCAGCCCUUCCCAGAUGUGUUGCAUUGUAUAAUCCGGCCAAGAAAUAAUGCACUGAAAAAACAAAACCGUAGAC
Molecule: messenger RNA, 2021 nt
Organism: Eublepharis macularius
Lineage: Eukaryota; Metazoa; Chordata; Lepidosauria; Squamata; Eublepharidae
Gene: HLX
Product: H2.0 like homeobox
Exons: 4
Coding region: 296-1579 (427 amino acids)
Biological process (GO): regulation of DNA-templated transcription
Molecular function (GO): sequence-specific DNA binding; DNA-binding transcription factor activity, RNA polymerase II-specific
Source: RefSeq, a predicted model, not a curated record